AUGGCUCAGUUAGAACAAGAAAAAGAUAUGAGUGUUCAAAGAAAAAAAAAAUCCUCUAAAUUAGGUGACGUAAAUACAAGAAAAAUAGCAAUAGCAAAGAUAAGAAGUAAGAAAAUGGAAAAAAAAAGGACUCUAGCUUAUCUCCUAAAAAAUAAAUUGACUUAAAAAAAUAGAAGCCAAUUCAUACUCAUCUUUUUUGAAGCAAUCGAAAGUUUAUAUAAACGAAUAACUUAAUCAAGAUAUCCUUUGAUAUAUUAAUCUAAAUUAAUAUAGAAUAGUAUGGGAGAAUAAUAAUAAUAAUAAAAUAAAUAUUAGCAAAUUAAUAGAGUGAAAUAGGGAGAAAGGAAAAAAAAUCAACUUAAAAAUCCUUUAUUUUGA
Messenger RNA from Tetrahymena thermophila SB210, 378 nucleotides. RefSeq lists its product as hypothetical. The transcript has 3 exons. Lineage: Eukaryota; Ciliophora; Oligohymenophorea; Hymenostomatida; Tetrahymenidae. The record is from RefSeq and is a predicted model, not a curated record.